Poecile atricapillus (Black-capped chickadee) is the source of this 1394-nucleotide messenger RNA. RefSeq names its product RP9 pre-mRNA splicing factor (gene RP9). Lineage: Eukaryota; Metazoa; Chordata; Aves; Passeriformes; Paridae. The record is from RefSeq and is a predicted model, not a curated record. Bases 52 to 789 code for a protein of 245 amino acids. The transcript has 6 exons. Gene Ontology annotation, biological process: RNA splicing.
GGGGGCGUCGCCAGGGCCUCGCCGUCCGCCGCGGCCGUGGCCGCCGCGCCCAUGGCCCAGCGGGCGCCCGGGGAGCAGGGGCAGGACGAGGAGGAGGGAGCGGAGGAGGGGGAGGCGGCGAAGGGUAGCCAGGCGCGGGCCAGGAGCCAUGCGGAGCCCGCGGCCAGCGGCGGCAGGACCCAGGACCGGCAUGAGAGGAAGCGGAAGAGGCAGGAGGCGCAGCAGCUCCAGAAGAUCCAGCACCUGGAGUCUUUCUAUGAGAAACCUCCCCCUGGGCUAAUUAAGGAGAAUGAAACAAAACCAGAAGACUGCAUACCUGAUGUACCAGGCAAUGAAAGCGCACGAGAGUUCCUGGCACAUGCCCCAACAAAAGGGCUUUGGAUGCCUUUGGGAAAAGAAGUCAAAGUUAUGCAGUGUUGGAGAUGUAAACGUUAUGGACACAGAACAGGAGAUAAGGAAUGCCCAUUCUUCAUAAAAGGCAAUCAGAAAUUGGAACAAUUUAGAGUGGCACAUGAAGAUCCAAUGUAUGAUAUAAUAAGGGAAAAUAAGCGUCAUGAAAAAGAAAAGAGGAUACAGCAAUUGAAGCAGCUCCUGGAGGACUCUACCUCAGAAUCUGAUAGCAGUGAUGACAGUGAUGAGGAUGAUGAAGAUGGCAGCAGCUCCACUUCCUCAGAACAUAAACACAAGAAGAAAAAGAGAAAAAAAGAUAAGAAAAAGAAAGAAAAGAAGAAGAAGAAAAAGAGGAAGCAUAAAUCAUCCAAAUCUAAUGACAAGUCAGAAUCUGACUGACAGCAGACACCUGCUGCAUGCUCAUUGACCUCUCUACUUGUGAACUGUGAGGAAAGAUCCAAAGAAUGAUGAGGAAAACACCAGAAAGGGUUUUAUUAAACUUGGAACAUACAUGCGUAUGCAUACAGCAUCCUACGCUGGCAUCCUCUUCUGCCCCUCUGCAGUCAGAAAGAAGAAAGCUGCAUUAAACCAUAUCUUUGUGCUGUAAAACCCAUGCUGAGAGUCAUCCAGCUUGGUCACAUGGGGCCUCUGCAUUGCUGCCCGUGACCACCAGCAGAAAGCAGCGACCGCCAAGAGAUUACUGACGAACCUGCAGCAUUAGCAGACUGUCUGUUGAAGUGUCUUUACUCCAUGAAGUUACUUUAUUAUAUAAAAAGCCUCAUUAUAACAGGACUGCAGUUUGCACCAUGCAGAGCACUGAGAGUUCUUUUACAGUGCUUAUAAUGAGCAGGUUGUACUGUAUUUUCUUCUCCGCAUAUGUGCUGAAGUUCUGUGUACUUAUCCUAAUAUUGGCAGCUAGGGAAAUAAAGAGUACUGCUGCAGGGGAAAAAAGGUAAUCAAGGGGAUUUACUUUAAGAUAAAAUUGCAGCAUCAGCAAGACUUGA